CCUGUCAGUAGCCGCUAUUACCCAAAAUCGCGCAGGUGGACCGUAGCCAGAAAAAUGCUGAGUAGUCCUCACCGCCGACCAACCGGCCCAUAUAUUGCCGUUAUUGCUCUGGAUUUUCCAGGCUCCGGUUACUAGGACCAGCAAACAUAUUCGCUAGAGGAGGAACUACUGGCGCCUAUUGGAAUCCUGCUCCAUUACUUGGGCGGGUAAUUUUCCCCGGAUGGAGUCGGCCACAUUGGCCUCCUCAGGAUCGACCGACCGCUUGCGAUCGGUGGCAGCUUAAAAUUAGUAUAGCAAAUGCUACAUUCUCCGAUACGCUCCAUGCGCAGAAUGCAUAUCUUCCGGAAUCAUCUGUACAUUCCGCGCAGUUUUAGAGCUCCACGAUUCGGCCUUGCUGUAUACAUUCGCCGACAGCAACGCAUCGUCAUCGACAUUUGCAAGUUACCUUCAGUAUCACUUAGGAACAUUCAAUUAUUCUCCACCACUCACAAGUGCACACAAUGCGUGUUGUACGGAGUUGGUCUCGCCGUCGUAGUUCAUGUGAUGUCAGGCUCUGAUGCUGGGAGAAUGUUGUUUUUAGUGACGCCACGACCAUCACGAAGCAUUUGCCACUCGGUGCCUGGUUUCGUCCUCGUUAACGUAGCACCUGGUCUUCGAACUAUUCUAUCACUCGCUUCGAGAAAAAUUACUGUGGAGUCGACUUCCAUUCCGGAUCCGGCACACCCAUUACAUCGCCAUACGGUAAUACCUCGAAUACUAAGCCUGCCUCAUUUGGGACAGCUUUCUAUUUCGCACUCCGCGUGUUAAACAUUCGAGUUUCAUCUCAUCUCAUCGUGAUG
This is a messenger RNA of Suillus subalutaceus, 839 nucleotides long. RefSeq lists its product as uncharacterized. The record is from RefSeq and is a predicted model, not a curated record. Lineage: Eukaryota; Fungi; Basidiomycota; Agaricomycetes; Boletales; Suillaceae. The transcript is spliced from 3 exons. Bases 298 to 807 code for a protein of 169 amino acids.